AUGGACGGCAGCGUAGCAGCCAGCUCAGCUCUCGCGCGGGAGGCCAGCAAGGUGGAGAAAGCGGUAGCGGGGGCCGCAAGAGCCCACGAGAGACAGCUCAAAGAGAGGGAUGAGAGCAUUGCUCGGCUUCGUCAAGAGGUCAUUCAGCUGAAGAACCAGCUGCAAAAAGCCACCGCACCUAAAGCUCUAUCCACGAACUCCAUUGAGAAGCGCCUGCGGGCACUCGAGGAUAACAAGGUGUCCACUCUGGCCCUCGACACCACAAAGAAGAAUUGGCAAGACGACUACGACUUCCUCUGCAGUCAGCAGCAUGAGCUCUGCUCUUCAAAUCAAGUGCUGUGCUCCGCAGCCAUCGACCUUGUCAAGAGAGUAGGGGAGCUGGAACAGAGAUUCGAAAAGAAAGACAACACGAACGCCACUGUCAGUGACUCCGGAGACUCCAGUCAGCCGGACAGCAGCUACCACUCCUCCCACCAUCAGCCUACUUUUACGGGCCGGAAGGACACAUCUUCGAUGCUUGCCCCCACCACGAAGUCACUGAAGGCCCUACUCAGCACACCCAUCCUUCCCGUCACCACCACCACAACGGCCCCAGCGAGUGGCGCCCAGGCCGGCCGAUCAGCCCGAGAGAGACACGACGAAGAGACUGUGAGGCUUCUCAAGCGACAAAUCGUACCCAAUUCGGGCGAGAAGGAGUUGACGGCCCAGCAGGACAACCAGGCGGCGACAAAGAAGCGCCAUGUGGAAGGCGGACAGCUGAGCUAG
Jaminaea rosea is the source of this 765-nucleotide messenger RNA. RefSeq lists its product as hypothetical. Lineage: Eukaryota; Fungi; Basidiomycota; Exobasidiomycetes; Microstromatales. The record is from RefSeq and is a predicted model, not a curated record. The transcript has a single exon. The coding region runs from base 1 to 765 and encodes 254 amino acids.